AUGCCUCGUCUGCCUAUUGCAACGCAGACCUUUCCUUCUUUCAUGCUAAUAUCAGCUGGUAUUUCGCUUGUGGUUGUUGGCUGGCUUGUCUACAUCAUUUACCAUGCUUACGUAACGCCUCUUCGACAUAUACCCGGGCCAUGGUACGCAAAAUUUACUCAUCUCUGGCUGAAAGUCCAGGUACUCGGAGGUCGACGCGUCCAGUACAUCCACGCACUUCAUCAAAUAUAUGGCCCCAUCGUGCACAUUUCUCCUGCAGAGAUCGCAGUCGCAGAUUUUGAUAUCUUCCGCGAAAUUCAUAGGAUCAAGUCCGGCUACCUUAAAAGCCCUUGGUAUCAAGAGUUCGGUCCGCCGGGGAUCUUUACCAUGAUCGAUCCUCACCGGCAUGCAAAGCGAAGACAGCUACUCGCGCGAGGGUUUAGUAAGUCAUAUCUACGACAGAACUGGGAGCCUAUGGUCAAGGAGAAAGCGGAGACGGCGGUGGAGAAGAUCAAAAGAGACGCUCAAAGAGGGACGGCAGAUAUUCUAAAGUGGUGGACCUUUUACACGACAGAUACUGUUGGCCAGUUGUCGUUUGGAGAGUCGUUUCACAUGCUAGAACAAGAGGAGAAAAAUACCUACAUUUAUGUCCUCGAGUCGGCUCUUAUGAUGAGUGGAAUCCAGACAGAGCUUCCUUUCCUUCGAUUCUGCAGGUAUCUACCCCUGCUAUCUAUCCGAAGACUCUUCCGCGCAGACGACUACCUUCUGGAGUACGGCACUCGUGCGGUAGCAAAUGUCAAGGGGCAGGAGGGUCACACCAGCAACGUCUUCUCUACCAUCUCCGCCGAAGCGGAGAAAGUAAACAUUGCCCUCUCGCCCCUGGACGUAAAUCGCGAAGCGGGAAAUUUCAUCGUCGCUGGAUCUGACACCACCGCCAUCACACUCACGUACCUGACCUGGGCAGUCUUGAAACAGCCUGGACUUCAAAGAGCUCUGGAGGGCGAAGUCCAUAGUUUAAAGUAUGAUUUUGCGGAUGCCGAUCUUGAAGCUCUGCCUCUACUCAACGCGGUGAUCGAAGAAACUCUCAGAUUAUACGGCGCGGCACCAGCCAGUCUUCCACGGACAACCCCUCCAGGUGGUGCAACCCACGGUGGAUACUUCGUUCCUGGCGGCACUACUGUCAGCACACAAGCUUUCACAAUCCACCGCGAUAGCUCUCUCUUCCCCAAUCCAGACAAAUUCGACCCUUCCCGCUUCCUUCAUAGAGAGAAACUAUCCGCAAAUGCUUCUGCCGCCCUUCAUGCUUUUGGUGCUGGCUCGAGGGUCUGUCUUGGAAUUCAUCUUGCUCGUAUGGAGCUUCGGAUUGCAGCAUGUUUGUUUUUCCGUGAAUGCGUUGGUGCGAAAUUGGCGGGCACCUGCACGGAUGAAAGUAUGGAGAUGGAGAACUAUUUCCUCAUAGCUCCCAAGUCUCACCGCUGUGAAAUAAUGUUGGAAGCAAACGUUUCCUGA
Hyaloscypha bicolor E is the source of this 1488-nucleotide messenger RNA. RefSeq names its product cytochrome P450. Lineage: Eukaryota; Fungi; Ascomycota; Leotiomycetes; Helotiales; Hyaloscyphaceae. The coding region runs from base 1 to 1488 and encodes 495 amino acids. The transcript has 4 exons. Gene Ontology annotation, molecular function: oxidoreductase activity, acting on paired donors, with incorporation or reduction of molecular oxygen; monooxygenase activity; iron ion binding. The record is from RefSeq and is a predicted model, not a curated record.